This is a messenger RNA of Coffea arabica (coffee), 1899 nucleotides long. RefSeq names its product UDP-glycosyltransferase 86A1-like. Gene Ontology annotation, molecular function: quercetin 7-O-glucosyltransferase activity; quercetin 3-O-glucosyltransferase activity. The record is from RefSeq and is a predicted model, not a curated record. NCBI's taxonomy places the organism in Eukaryota, Viridiplantae, Streptophyta, Magnoliopsida, Gentianales, Rubiaceae.
UAAAUUAGACAUCUCUUUACGUUAUUGAACACAUUUUGUCUCAUCUUUGGCCUCCCUUCAACCUCCGUUUGCAACUCUACCUACUCAGCUCAUUCACAAAAAAAGGUUCAUUGUUAAGAAAAGAUUUAAAAAUGGAUUGUAUACAACAGAAGCCUCAUGCCAUCUUAGUAUGCUUUCCACUGCAAGGCCAUCUUAAUCCUGCAGUCCAGUUAGCGAUCAAGCUAGCAUCAAAAGGUUUCACCAUAACCUUCAUCAACACUCAAUCCAUACAUCACCAAAUCACCUCCAACACUCAAAAGGACAGCGAUGAAGACAUCUUUUCUGAUGCAAGGAAAUCAGGACUUGAUAUUCAUUACACCACCGUGUCCGAUGGUCUUCCUCUAGAGUUUGAUAGGUCACUCAACCAUGAUCAGUUCAUGGCUGCAAUGUUCCAUGUCUUCUCUGCUCACAUAGACGAAGCUGUUCAAAGACUUAUGGAAUCAGGACCUCCAGUGAGUUGCGUGAUUGCUGAUUCAUUCCUUGUGCAGCUUGGGCGUGUUGCAAAGAAACAUGGACUUCUGUAUGCUUCUUUCUGGACACAACCAGCUACAGUUUUCACCAUUUACUAUCAUCUGGAUCUUUUGAGAUUAAAUGGUCACUUCGAUUGCAUUGACAGGCGCGAGGAUGCAAUAGACUACAUACCAGGGGUUCAAUCCAUUGAGCCUAAGGAUUUGACGUCAUAUCUUCAAGAAGAGGAGACAAACACAAUCUGUCAUCAGAUCACUUUCAAGGCAAUCCACGAUGCAAAGAAAGCAGAUUUUGUGUUAAGCAACAAUAUACACGAACUAGAACUCCAAGCCAUGACAGAUCUCCGGAAAAAAGUGCCUUUUUACGCUAUAGGACCCCUAUUGGAAUUCACCAAAUGCCGUGUGGCAGUGGCCACAAGCCUUUGGUCCAAGUCUGACUGCACUCAGUGGCUCGAUACCAAGCCUACUGGCUCAGUUUUGUACAUUUCCUUUGGAAGCUAUGCUCAUGUUACAAAGAAUGAACUACAGGAGAUAGCUGACGGUGUUAAACUAAGCCAAGUAACUUUUGUUUGGGUGCUUCGUCCUGAUAUUGUAAGCUCUAAUGAUUCUGAUCCAUUGCCUAAAGGGUUCAGGGAAGAAACUGGCGACCGUGGGAUGAUCAUACCCUGGUGCUUCCAGAACCAAGUUUUGAGUCACCCUGCAAUUGGGGGAUUCUUCACUCAGUGUGGUUGGAGCUCAAUUUUGGAAAGCAUUUGGUAUGCAGUACCUUUAAUGUGUUUUCCACUCAUCGCUGAUCAACCCACUAAUCGCAAACUAGUGGUUGAUUGGAAGAUUGGAAUCAAUCUUUGCGACAAAAGCCAGAUCACUAAGCUUGAAGUAUCAGAGAAGAUUAACAUUCUUAUCAAAUCAGGCAACCAUGAGCUCAAAAACAUAAUCAAGGAACUAAGAAGGACAAUGGAACACGCUGUGUCAAGAGAAGGAUCAUCGGAAAGAAACAUGGAUCAGUUCAUCAAUGAUUUUCAUCAAGCUAUUCAGAAGAAAACUCAGAUUCAAUCAUCCAACUGCAUUUCUUGACUGUCUAAUCACCAAUGUGAUAUGUAUACAAGAAAAAAGGGUGAUUGGUUGGUGGCAGUUGCUGCCAGUGUUCAAGUAGAAGCAUAUUCAAAAAUGGUAUCGCUUUGUUAGCUUGAGUCACUGUUUUAUUUCAGUUGAUAGAUAGCAUCCAACAAUUUAGCUGGACACCUCGAAUGCAACCAUAACUUAAGGUUUGACUUGGAUUAUGCUGUGAUAUUAAGGCUGCAUUAGAUCCUUUUCUUUGGGUUAUGUGUAGCUCGUGUUCGUUACAGAUUGAGCCAAAAAGAUGAUUCAUCACACUUAUCAUGCCAAUUGCCAA